Messenger RNA from Uncinocarpus reesii 1704, 1365 nucleotides. RefSeq lists its product as uncharacterized. Bases 1 to 1365 code for a protein of 454 amino acids. The record is from RefSeq and is a predicted model, not a curated record. Lineage: Eukaryota; Fungi; Ascomycota; Eurotiomycetes; Onygenales; Onygenaceae. The transcript is spliced from 4 exons. Gene Ontology annotation, molecular function: heme binding; iron ion binding; monooxygenase activity.
AUGCUUCCUGCAGGCGAUUUUGUGAGAUAUGGACCCAACAGCCUUCUGGUAAACACUGCUAAGGGACUUCAUGAUAUCUAUUCCCACGGGAAAAAUUUCAAAAAGGCUCAAAGAUAUGGAGCCAUGGUUCAUCGAGCUCCGAAUACCUUGACCGUCAUCGACAAGAAUAAACAUGGCAAGAAGAGAAGAAUCAUUAGCCAGGGCUUUUCCGAUGCCGCGCUCAAGACGCAUGAGCCGGUGAUUCUGAAGCAGGUUCAGCAGUUAAAAACACAGUUGAGCUUAGACGAUGCAGGCCGACAGGUUCCUUCCGGCUUGUGGACUCUUCCUAAAAAUAUGGCAAGGCUUGGCGAUUAUUUCACUUUUGAUGUCAUGUGCAAUAUCAUCUUCGACAUCCCAUGGUCCACUCUGCGGGAUCCUACUUAUCGAUUUGUUCCCGAUGUCAUAGAAAAAUCGAACGUUCGGGUAGGCACGCUCGCACAGGCUCCUGAACUGACAAUAUUCAGACUGGACAAACUCCUUUUUCCCGAAGCAAUUCGAGCACGAGAUAAAUUCAUCACUUUCAUUGACAAAGUUCUGGGGGAAGGCAUAAAAGCUGCCGGCACGAGCGGAAAAGGCGUCUUUGCUACCUUGACAAACGCCAAAGAUCCCGAAACUCAGCAGCCCUUGCGCAUGAGAGAGUUGGGCGGUGAAAGCGCCACGCUUAUUGUUGCUGGUACUGACACCACCUCCACGGCUCUAGCGGCCUGCUUUUUUUACCUUUCCCAUAACCGUUCUGCAUAUGACCGAGCGGCCACAGAAGUGCGCGGCGUGUUCCGAUCUCCAGGAGAUAUUAAGAUGGGCCCGAGUAUGCACCAAUGCACAUUCCUCCGCGCAUGCAUCGAUGAAAGCAUGCGCAUGUCCCCAUCAGCUGCCAGUUCUCUCUGGCGGGAAGCAGAAGAACAGGGCGCAACCGUGGACGGAGAGUACAUUCCUGCCGGUGUCGACGUAGGUACCUGCAUUUACAGUAUCCACCAUAACCCUGAAUACUACCCCCAGCCGUUCAGCUUCCGCCCAGAGCGCUGGAUAAACGAUGAGGCUCAUAAGGUGAAGGGAGACGUUGCACUCGCCAGGUCCGCUUUUAACCCAUUCUCUAUUGGGCCCCGGAGUUGCAUCGGGAAAGGGCUAGCAUACGUUGAGCUUCAGUUGACACUAGCGCACAUCUUCUGGCACUUCGACUUUCGUCUUGCAUUGGGAGAGCAGGGGUUGGUUGGCGAAGGGAAAGAAGGGGCGGAGUUUGGCCGUCAUCGUGCCGACGAAUUCCAGCUGGAGGAUCAUCUUACUGCAGCUAAGCAUGGGCCUUAUAUCGAAUUUAGGUCCAGAGCGUAA